Molecule: messenger RNA, 300 nt
Organism: Enterobius vermicularis (human pinworm)
Lineage: Eukaryota; Metazoa; Nematoda; Chromadorea; Rhabditida; Oxyuridae
Source: the annotation of a GenBank genome assembly
GGGGUAGUUUGUCCAUCGGUUGCUUCGAGAAUCUUCACGGUCGACGAAGAAGACGUUGUGAGACGCAGGUCCCGUGGUGUAGUGGUUAGGACUCAGGACUCUGAAUCCUGCGACGGGAGUUCAAAUCUCCAUGGGGACCUUCAGUGGAGAUACAAGAAACCUACAGAAUUGCAAACUGUGUCCCAGACAGAAGAUCCCGAAUUAAAAUAUGCCGCGGUAGUUUGUCCAUCGGUUGCUUGGAGAAUGUUCACCGUCGACGAAGAAGGCGUUGUGGCGCAGGUCCGGUGGUGUAGUGGUUAG